ACUUCAAAGGUCAGAGGUUAAGGUGAACGAACGAACAUGAACAUCCAGUUGCGUUGAAUUGACCCCGAGUUCUCUUGACGAACCCUGCCAGUGUCAUUGGGACCAAGUGUGAACGCAGGCUACAGGGAUACGUCAAAGUCUGACGUUGGAAGCGAGAACUCCCAGAAGUCCGUGGCCAGCUGUUCCCUCCCCGUGACCGGCAGCUCUUUCACCCUAGACCUUUGACCCUCUACCAUGCCAGUGCCGUCCGGUGCUUAUGGCCAACAUGGUGGCUCCCCCAGCUGCUUCGACAGGAUCAAGGUCGGCUUCAUGAUGGGCUUCUGUGUUGGGAUGGCCUCGGGAGCUUUGUUCGGAGGAUUCUCAGCCCUCAG
Messenger RNA from Aplysia californica (California sea hare), 371 nucleotides. RefSeq names its product reactive oxygen species modulator 1. Gene Ontology annotation, cellular component: TIM23 mitochondrial import inner membrane translocase complex. Gene Ontology annotation, biological process: protein import into mitochondrial matrix; protein insertion into mitochondrial inner membrane. The record is from RefSeq and is a predicted model, not a curated record. NCBI's taxonomy places the organism in Eukaryota, Metazoa, Mollusca, Gastropoda, Aplysiida, Aplysiidae.